UUCAUGUGACUAUGAAUAUCAUUAAUACAGCAGCCCACAACAGAAGAGAAGGGAGUGUUCUACCAGCCAUCUAGCCGGCUAGCGAUUGUUAGUAGCCUUCUAGACUACCCUAUGCUUGUAUCAAGGCAAGCACAGACGAUCCUGUUAAUGCUGUCCAGAGAGCACCAAUCACAGCACGAGUGAAGAUGUCGGGACAGCGUUCUCACUCCAGCUCUGAUGCUAGCAGCACCGCCCUGCCUCCACUCCUGUAUCCCCUCUCGUGUAUGGUGGAGGAUGUACUGAGUCAGGAGGGGGAGCUCUGGGACAGGAACGAGGCUAUGCUACAAACUCUGGGGGUGCCAGUUAGUGACGGCAGUGAGGAGGUCUCUGAUGGAGUGUCCAUCGGCAGCAGUCCACCUGACACCAUCACUGGGAGUGGUCUGCAGCUCAUUAAGUAUGGGCGGUUGACUAGCAACAUUCACAAGUACUUCAGAAAGCUAGAGAAGAGACACGCUUGCCUCCACCUCACUGCCAGGAGAGCCAAGCAUGACACACUCAGACACGUGGAGCGGUCAGUCCAUGGCAGUGACUCUACCCUCAUGAGCGCUACCAGUGCCCUGGGUGCUGAAGCAAUCGAUGGCAUGCUCACUGAACUCAGAAAUGAGGAGCGCCUGGUGUAUCGAUGUGCGCUCAUGUGUGCCCAGUUCCCCAUGCUGAGUGCUCCUGACCCCCCUGACGGCCAAUCCCCCUCACCCCCCCUACCCCCACUCCCCGCUAGGUUUGAUACUGGACUAUUGGGUAGUCUACAAGAGAGCGACCUCUCACGCACGGCACCUGCUGAAUUCAACCCCAUCAUGGCAGGAGUGGAGAAUGGAGGUCUGGCUCAUGAGCUGCCAAGGGACACACCAAAGAAAGAACUCAAUGGUGGUGCCUUGUCUGGUGGGAGUGGUCAAAGAGAGCCUACUGAGGUCGGUGAGGGUGUGGAUGGAACGGAUGGGAAGAAAAAACCAGCUGCCAGUGAACCAAUAGCCAUCAAGACCUCUAAACCAAAGCGGUCGCUGAAACGUAGCCUUCCCAAACCACCAGCUGGUGACUCAGAUUCUGAGGAUGAGCUGUCGAUCAUCAACUCUGUUAGGUCAAAGGUCAUCACCGGAGUAUCGGGAGAGAGGGAACAUCCAUUUCCCCCUAUGGUAACCAGGGAGAUGCUAUGUAACCUUGUGCGGAGGUCAUUCAGUCAGACUGACGAACAACAGCUCAUGUUUGAGCAAGCUCUGCGCCAGGAGCACAGUAGGCGGAGCAAGGGAGAGAUCCUAGCCAAGGAGCUAGCUAGUCAGCUGCAAGUACUGGAGAACAACGCACAUCCGUUCUACAAGCCAAAGUUCUUUGUGACGCGUAAUGGCUAUGACCUGUGGCUGCAAGCAGAGAAGGGUCGAGUUAAGAACCUCAUUGACAAGUUCUGGCAUUUCUCCAUCCCACGUCCCCAGCAAUGGCGGCACUUCAGUCCCACUGACUACCACAGGGCCUACUCAACACUACUACAAAAAAUCAUCACAGCUGAGAGUCGUACGACACGUCGUGAGCCAGUGUACUCUGGACGUACCCCGUCCUCCCCUCUCUCCCCCACUGCACAUAGACUACUCCAGGAGUUUGGACUGAGAUAUGGAGUGGGGGAGCUAUACAGGAGAAUAGUGUACCUCGACUACCUGGCCAAGCAUUUUGAUCACGAGAUCUGGUACAUCGGCCAUUGCACCGAGGAGCUGCGUUGUAUUCGUGUGCUCCUCCCUCGUAAUCGUAACAAGAUAACGGCAGUGAGACGGGAGAUGGAGAUGCUGCGCUCCACAGUACACCUCCUCCACGGUCAGACUGACAACUCACUCACUCGCAUCGACAGAUUGUUCCUCGAGUCAGACCCACAGGAGGGUGUUGCCUGUCUUAUUCAACUCCUAGUGGAGGUGUUGGAUGCUGAACAGUCUUUGUUUGGUAAGAAGGUUGGUCCCGUGGACCAUUGGCUGAAGAGGUACCUCAGGUCCGGGUUUGCUCUGCGUUAUGAGCGACGAAAAGUGAUAGCCACUGACGAGACUGUGCAAAACUCCACUGCUCAGCCUUUAUCAUCUACACUGGUGAACUCUCUACUCUUGGACACAAGAGAGGAAGUAUUGGAUUAUCGGGACAAGUAUCAGGAAGUGUUUAGACCGUAUUUCGAUAUUGUUCCUUUCUCAAAAUUGGAGUUCUACCGACUACUCUGUUCUGAUGCCUGCAGUCUGUGCACUGGAUUGCUGCAUCGUCCAGAGACUCGUCAGCGGAUGAGCCUGGAGGUGUUGGGGUUAAUGUACCGCCUCAAUGAGAGAGAUCUGGAGUGGGAGGGAGUCAUUUCACCAGGGCUGCAGCUGUGGCGACGUCAUUUCUCUGAUCUUGCUCUUGUAUGGAUGGAGGUACUCGGGAAACAAGUACAGAAGUGGGUCGUCGAGUCCAUCGCUGAAGAUCAGUGGAUGCUGUUGACAUUCUCUGCCCACCCCCCUGACAACUCACCCCCCACACGCUACACGCCCCCCACACCCUCACAACGCCCCUCCCCCCCUAAGCUCAUCAAGAGCAUUCGUACCUCUCCCUUCCCGUCCCCUAACCCGGGUAAUCAAGAGAGGAGAUCUGCCUUCACUCCAACUAAUACCUUCACCAAGAACUCUGGAGCAUUCUCAGCGUACUCCUCCUAUGUGGGGGGUCUCCUCAAGAGGACAGAGGGACUGCCGCAUUCGGCCAGUGAGGAGGGCAGUGGUGCUGUGACUGACUCCAGCUCAUCACAAACUACCGUAUCUCUAGACAGUGCCAGUGGACUGCUGAUUGGUGGGGGCAUCCCCGCGAUGAUGGGCAAACUAUCAAAGAAACCAAACACUGACUCUCUACUCAACUUUGGGCAGGAGGGUGGUCUUGAGAGCAGUGUGGCAUCAGCACAUCAAGUGGAGGUGGCUGUGUCUGUGUACUCUGGUUGUGAGUCUGAUCAAGAUGAUCUCCACCUCUGUCAGAUCUCCCCUUAUACCCCCACCCAACCCCUUGACACUGACCCCCAGUUCGGGGCCCUACCCCCAGAGGGGGCCUCAGAGGGCCUCACAUCAAGCACUCCUGACACUGAGUCCACAGUAGAGGACAUCACUAGAGAUGGUGAUACUGUCUUCAGUGGUUUGGACGAGGCUCCUCUACCACCCAUUGUCUUGGUGUCCAGUCAAACAGACAGCACUGGAGUUCACAGACACAGAAAGAAGUCAACUCCAGCUGCCACUAAGACCCCCCGUGAUGAUGUUAAGACCCCCCACACUAGUGGACUACAGAACAGCACAGACUUCACUCCCAGCCUCUCCAUUGACGACAUUGAUCCACCGAGGAGACUCAAUAGUGAUGCGCUACUGAGACCAUCUGGUCAAGUAGUGGGAGGGGCCUCAAAGUGGGCAGAGGGAUCAGUUAGUACCACAGAGGACCAUAUUCCCCCCGCCUCUGUGAGUACUGUACCAGAGCUGGCACACUGGAGGCAGACACACCCCCAUCAUGACUCAGUUGCCGUUAACAACCAAUCCUUGACAGUGUCGGCUCAUUCCUCAAGUCCAGAGUUCAUUGACAAACCAGAAGCUAACGAGAUGGGCGAUAGGGACAACGACUUUGAUUGCGAUACUCCAGUGAGGUCGCUCUCUCGCCAGUCCUUUCAGAGCUACUUCUUCCCCGUGUCCAGCUCUCCAGUGGACAUUGUAACCAUGUUGACUCGUCUGGCCUGCUUCACUGGGUCCAUUCUCAAUGUGCUCACUCCCCGGCUGCCCCGUACCAGCCUCAGAACAAGCAGCAAUCCAUCACAUGAGUAUGCCCCUGAGGUGGUCCAGGCCAGAGAGCAGGCCAAGCUCCUGCUCAUCAAUGCUGAGAACAAUAGAACUGAGUUCCUCAAGAAAAUGCACAGAAUAAUGAUGAAUGCGCUGAAGCUGUAUGCUGACAACCUGCUGUGCAUGGAUCUGUGCUGCUUCUCUGGAGGAGAGGCCACCACUUUAGUGGGCGAGCAGAAACUAGACCACCUGCAACGUAGGAAGACUGCUAAAGAGAUCUGGGGCUGUCGACACAUGGUGGAGGCUAAACACGGCCUUCACCCCAAUGGCAUGCCUUGUCAGAGGAGGACCAGCAAACAGUUCGAGAGCAUCACCAGAGAUAUGUGCAUCCGUAUCAACAACAUGCACACUCUGAUCACAACCUUCCCCUCGUUGGAGAGCCACCUUUACUCGUCCAUGAGAACCUCCAUCCAAGCUCCCGCCACUGCCCACGGAUACAUCUCCAGUGACCCCGGGGAACUAGGUCCACGUCAUUCCCACGCCCACUCACAAUCAUACAAGCCCAACCCACACAGCACACACCCACUCGAGAACAGGGGACCUCUGAGAAGUAACGAGGUGCCAUCUGUCCCCUCGUCUAUCAGUCCCAGUCUUGGCCCCAUGGAGCCUGAUGUAGGGCGAGGCAGGAAGGAGCUCCCGGAUGUUGGGUUCCGGUCCAAGGAGUCACAGCAAGUGCUAGAGUAUCUUCGGAGCACUCACACAUGUCAGCUCAAACUGCUCUGCUUGAGAUUGAACAAGUUCUUCAAGCCUGCCCUGUCUCUGCUGCUGGAGCUCAAGCUGGUCAACUACCCUCUGGACAAGCGUCUGCUUCCCCUCAUCACUUUCCUGGAGAGACAUCGACUGGCCCUGCAGAAAUACCUCUACCCAGCUUCAUUCAACGCCACCAUGGAGCUGCUGUGGGAGUGUAUUCUGCAGGAUCUUGAAGGUGAGGCUGUACAGUUGAGGUCUCAGAAGAAGCCAGUCACGGAUCGAGCUCAGAUGCUAUUACAGGUCCUCUCGAUUCUGAUGGAGUUCAUGCACCACAAGAACGAGGGACUGCCCCUCGACAUUCUCACCGGGUCAUCUGGGUACCUCCUGGGUCUACUGGAUGUGAUGACACGAUCCACUGACCAACUUGUGCUCAUGUUCAACAAACUCAGUGCCCCACAAUUUUCGAGUGGCCAUGACUUGAGUCAAUCCCCUGUGCCCAUCGAUGCACGACUGCUGCAGUGUCUACGCAACCAGCUGCACCGGUUUAAGAAGUGCUUCACUGGCAAAGAAUUUGUCGAUAAAGUAUUGGAAGUGGGACAAUUGUUUGACUUCAGAUCAGAGCCGUCGUCCAACGCCUCCACUCCCAUACAGGUGGCGGGACAAGCCGGGGUUAGUCUGGGGGGCCAGCCCGUAGAAUACACGGUCCGUUAUGCUACAGAGUUAGCCCAGUUCCUGCUGAGGGAGUCUGUCUUGAUCGAGCUACCGAGUAGCAGUGGUUCUCUUCGGAGUGGUGCCUCGUUCACUCCUGCCCCAUCAACAGACGAUGAAGAUAGUCUGGGUGAGAGUCUAGAGAGACAUGAGCUGAGUGAUGGACUAUCCACUGAGUCUCAGACAUCUUUAUCCUCUCAAAGACGCAGUGCUGGUCGAUUGGAGCACCAAGCAAUAUUCAACAGCUACUCGCAACGAAGUGCUGCAUCCAUUUCAAGAAGUGGUCAGCAGACGUUCUCGAAUAAUCAGUACGUGUUCUACAAGUUUGCAGACUCUCAAGAUGCUGACAGUAACUCUCUUUAUCAAAGUCAUAUUUUAGCAGCCUCCACAGCCAUGAACCAAACCACCCACACUGGACAUUUGACGCUGGGUACGUCUCUCAGUCGAUCCACAGCAGCUUCACUACAGGAGGAGCAUCGAGAGUUCACUCUAGCUAGACAAGGCACUCUGUUCCUGGUAUACGACCUCCUGGUACAGAGAAGCAAGAAAGAAAGAAGAGCUAAACUAUUUUUGCAGACACCGAGAGCCCUCGAGGUUGUGGAGCUAAGGAGAAGACGAAAUGUUGACUGUAACCUCAUUUUCAAGAUGUAGUUUGAGCAUUUUUGUGUAAUAGAGUGAUAUAUUUGAAGUGAGCUAUGAGAGCUAUAAAAAUAUUGUUAUCUGU
Molecule: messenger RNA, 5961 nt
Organism: Halichondria panicea
Lineage: Eukaryota; Metazoa; Porifera; Demospongiae; Suberitida; Halichondriidae
Exons: 35
Coding region: 186-5888 (1900 amino acids)
Cellular component (GO): secretory vesicle
Source: RefSeq, a predicted model, not a curated record